This is a messenger RNA of Auanema sp. JU1783, 1455 nucleotides long. Lineage: Eukaryota; Metazoa; Nematoda; Chromadorea; Rhabditida; Rhabditidae. The record is from the annotation of a GenBank genome assembly.
AUGUUCUUCUUGAAGUCGUUGUUGUUCUUCAGAUGUUUAUUCAUUGGCUCACUCUUCCUAUUCAUCUAUCGUCUGUAUAAGGAAUACACCAUUGAAACAGACUUUGUUAACCAAAUACUUCCACAAUCUUUUCUUCCAACUAUUUUGUGGUCUUCGAUCGAUAUUGAGAAUCCUGAACGGUUACAUAAUCCUUUGGCUGAACGUCUUCGUUUGAAUGAAUUGUUCGCAUCAAAGCAAAUCGAAUGUAAGAACUCAUUGCGCAUUGCUGAUUCACGUCAGACAUUCGUAAUUUGUCCUGAAAUUCAUAAUAAUUUCGAAACUGGACUGACGAUAACGGGUAAUUCGUUUUCCAAUGGAGACAUCGAAGCUCAAUUGAAUAUUUCCAAAUGGACGGUUUUCCUACCUGAGGACAGCACGAUAAUUGAUAAUCUGUUAGGUGAUGUAGAAGUUAAUUACUUUACUGAGCUUUCAUCAUGGGAUCACUGGCAUACGUGGGACAUGGAACAGGCAGUCAAAGGAAAAACAUUUUCAUUCAUGAAGUUUGAGCUUUACACGCCAUAUUUUGAGAACUACGAUCAGCCUUCAGUCAUUCGGAAGCUGUUGAAGCUGUUGAAAAUGCCUGCUAACUAUAUGUUGAUAACUAUACAUGUUCCGCCCGAUGAUAAUGAUAAAGGCAAACGAGUUCUAUCAGAGUGGUAUCGUUUGUUCUACUGGCUAUUCUUUGAGAAAGACUAUGCCAUAUCUGGAGCUUAUCCAAGUGGAUCUUGUGGUUUCCAAAGUCAGUCUUGUCGAUACCAUAUUAGUCUUGUCAAUCAUAAAGGAUUUCCUACACUAACAGCACCAGUAUUCGGCUUAGGAUCACCUAUAGAAGAGAAGAAGAGAUUGAUAUCGGAGAUGAGCACACGAAAGGAUAACUGUUUCGUCAUCAAAUCCGAAGACUUCCCACACUUUUGUGCGAGAAAUCUGCUGAAGGAUAGCCAAGUUGUCCUAAUACGCUACGGGAAACUGACAGUUCCCAACAUUCCAGAAGUUUUGCAAAAAAUCGAUAAGAUCCACUUAGUUCAACCUGAACAUCUCAGUAACCUUCCACACAAUGUAAAUCAUAUCAGAGUUGGGGUAGCAAUCAAUAAGGCCGAAGAAUCACCAGAUCAAUCAUGGAGAUUAGAAAGCUUAGAGAAAAUCCUCAACAAGCAGAAUAUCAGUAGGAUUGACCUUCUCCUCGUUGAUACGCAAGGUGCUGAGUGGGAUAUAAUCCCUGAUAUGGUCUAUCUGUUGCAAAAGAAAAAACAUCAAAUACAGCAGAUAGCCUUGAAAGGAGUUAUUUAUCCGGAAGAAAAUGAGAACUAUCGCAAAUUUUACUGGUAUUUACGAGAAAUCAGAACUAUGGGUUUCUCGAAGGCAUUCGGCACAUGUGUGAAUGAUAAUUUCCACUUAGGGUAUACAUAUUCUCUAUGA